This is a messenger RNA of Dermatophagoides farinae (American house dust mite), 2087 nucleotides long. Its product is annotated as proton-coupled amino acid transporter 1. Lineage: Eukaryota; Metazoa; Arthropoda; Arachnida; Sarcoptiformes; Pyroglyphidae. The record is from RefSeq and is a predicted model, not a curated record. Gene Ontology annotation, cellular component: vacuolar membrane. Gene Ontology annotation, molecular function: L-amino acid transmembrane transporter activity. Gene Ontology annotation, biological process: amino acid transmembrane transport.
UUGGUAAAGAGAUCCAAAAACCUAGAAGCAAUUAGGCCAACGGCCAAUCACAAUCGGAUCGAAGACUUGAAAAUUGGAUAGUUUUAAAACGUAUGACUAGUUUUGGAAGUGUAUUUUGCUGAACAACACCAUUCUUAUCUAAAAAAAUGCCUUCCGAUUCAUCAUGCUCGCCGUAUACAGCAGAAAUUAUUGAUUCAAGAAUCACAAUAUCCGGUAGAUCAGCAAGAGAUCAGGAAAUCGAAUCAAUGGAAAACAAGAGUUCGACAAUCAUGAUGAAGAAGAAAACUGAACAAUUGGAUCGAACUAAUUAUUUAUCGACAUUAAUGCACAUGCUCAAUGGUUUUAUUGGAUCCGGAAUACUUUCGAUGCCAAUCACAUUUAAGAAUGGUGGUCUCAUUCUUGCUUCGGUCAUGAAUCCAAUGAUUGGCAUUUUAUCUUGUCAUUGUAUUCACAUGUUGAUUCAGAUAAACGAAUUAUCCAUCAAAAUCGAUGGUAGGACCACUCCUCUGGAUUACCACGAACUGGCCGAAUUUGCAUUCAGAAUUGGUCCAAAGCUACUUCGACCAUGGGCACGAAUAGCUCGAUACUUUGUUCUGGUGGCCAUCGCAUGUACUCAGAUUGGUGGAUGUUGUGUUUACUACCUGUUUAUUGGAACAAAUGUACAAAAGUUUCUAUCGCAAAUUUAUGGCACGGAAAAAAGUCCAUCAAAAGAGGCGUGCCUGGCAAUGAUACUGCCCAUAGUGAUUGGCAUCAACUACAUCCGUAAUAUACGUAGAUUAACAUUCCUGUCGACUAUAUCGAAUUUCUUGCAAGUUGCCGGUAUUGGAAUCAUAUUGUAUAACCUAUCCACGCAGCCGUGGCCUGAAUUUCCUGAUCAAUUGCCUAAAAUUGGUGAAAAAAUACCGCAAUUCUUUGUGUCUUCUUUAUUCAUCUUCGAAGGCAUUUCUUUGUCGAUGAGUCUGUACAAAACGAUUGAUAAGGCGGAGAAAUUCUCUCGUCCAUUUGGCGUAUUGAACGUUGGCCUAUUGCUUAUCGGGGCAUUUUAUUUUACUCUAGGAUUCAUGGGUUAUUCAUGUUAUGGUUCAAAUGUAGAGGCUACGAUAACGUCAAAUUUAACUGGAAGUCACAUCAACAAUACAGUACAGGUUUUGUAUGCGUUGGCCGUAUUGUUUACCUAUCCAAUAAUUCUUUAUGUGCCCAUACAAAUCUUGUGGCCAAUUAUGGAACGUAAUUUGCGAAACAAAUUCAUUGUCGGCGACGGAAUUCUGGCCAAUCGAACAACACUGAUCAUAGAAUUGUCAUUUAGAACUGGAUUAGUUUUAUUCACAUACAUGUUAGCAUCGGUUGUUCACAAACUCGAGCUUAUUAUAUCGUUGAUAGGAGCUAUCACAUCGAGUUCGAUUGCCGUGAUUAUACCAUCGACACUUCAUUUGAUCACCUUUUACGGUCAAUGUUCAUCAGGACAUCAAAGAAGGUGGCUUUUAACCAAGAAUUUGGCCAUCAUGAUGGUCGGUUGGUCGGGAUUUUUUCUGGGCUCUUAUUACAGCCUCUGUGAUAUCAUUGGUUCAUAUCGAUCUGAUGAUGAUCUCAUCAUUGUUGCACAAUCAACGAUAGCGCCACUUGAACCUUUCCGGUCGUCUAUCGAAUAAAUUACAUUCCAUGCACAUCUGUCUCAAUGUUCAUUUAAAAUAUACGAAAGCCGAUAUUUCUUUUUCGAUACUUCAUGAUCGAUGCUUGAUUCAUCAAUGCCAAACAUACUACAGUGCGAUAUACACGUGGUGUGAUUGUGAAUUCAAGUGGAAAAAUGCAAUCGCCAACAUGAAUCGAUUGGUAUUGCAUUUUUUUUCUUACCCAAAGAUUUGAUUAUUUAUUAUUACGAAUAACGAUGAAGGAUUCAUACUGAUGCAUUUAUUUGGUAACCCUUCACUCACAUACACAAACGCACACAUAUACAUUGAUGUAGAGUUAUUACAAAUAACUUGGAAAAAAAGUUAAUUUCUCUUUAUUCGAAUCAUCAUAUAAGCUUUAUAUAUUCGAAGAAGAGUCCAGAAUAAAAUAUCAAAAGUGAAUGAUAUCCGAUCAACACA